ACCUACAGGAGCGCCAGUUGGCAGCUGCUGCUCCGUGUGACUGAACAGAAGAAGAAGGCUGAGCCCAAUGGCGUUGACCGGUCCAGAGUAAUGAGCCUGCGAUACAUAACUCAUAGAGAAUAACUCUUCAAGUCCCUUAAGAUAUCGAUAGUGACAGUAGCUAAGAUGUUGAUCACUUUGAAAACCCUUCAACAGCAGUCUUUUAAAAUUGACAUCGACGAGGAGGAAACGGUAAAGACAUUAAAAGAAAAGAUUGAACAUGAGAAGGGGAAGGACAGUUUUCCAGUCAACGGACAGAAACUAAUAUACGCUGGUAAAAUCCUCAGCGAUGACUCGCCGAUCAAGGAAUACAAAAUCGAUGAUAAGAGUUUUGUCGUCGUCAUGGUGACGAAGCCUAAAGCAGCCCCAUCGGUCGUGGAUCCCCCGGCCGCCCCGGUGCCCUCGGCGCCAGCCCCAGGGGAGACGCCAUCUGCGGCCGGCCCUGCAGAGCAGGCCCCCCCAGCAGAGAAGCCUGCAGCAGAAGAGGCCGCCGCCCCGGCGACUGUGGAGCCAUCUGCCACUUCCAACAGAACCAGUGAGGCUGCUACGGACACAAAUCUAUUUGAUGAAGCAAUUUCAGCACUGGUGACGGGUCAGUCGUACGACUCCAUAGUGACUGAGAUGAUGAUGAUGGGCUUCGAGAGGGAGCAGGUGGUGGACGCGCUCAGGGCCAGCUUCAACAACCCGGACCGGGCCAUGGAGUAUCUGCUCACGGGCAUCCCGGCCCGGGAGGAGGGAGAUGCCGUUCCAGCGGUCCCUCCUAUUGGUGCAGCUCCAGCCCCGGUCGCUCCAGCCGCUGUCAGCAGCCCUUCCAACCCUGGCCCCACACCAAGCCCCGCAGCUGCUCCGGCAAACCCCCUGAGCUUCCUCAGAAACCAGCCACAGUUCCACACGAUGAGGGAGCUGAUCCAGCAGAACGCCUCCCUGCUGCCCGCGCUGCUGCAGGAGAUCGGCCGGGAGAACCCCGAGCUGCUGCAGGAAAUAAGUAACCAUCAGGAGCAGUUUAUACAAAUGCUAAACGAGCCGGUGACGGGUGAAGUAGCAUCAGCUGGAGAAGGUGGAGGAGGUGGAGGUGGUGGAGGAGGAGUGCUGCCCUCCAACCCGUCUGGAGGAAACUACAUCCAGAUCACACCGCUGGAGAAGGAGGCCAUCGAGAGGCUAAAAGCCCUCGGGUUUCCAGAAGGACUCGUCAUUCAGGCCUACUUUGCUUGUGAGAAGAAUGAAAACCUGGCCGCCAACUUCCUUUUACAACAGAACUUUGGAGAUGAUUGAGAAUUUUUUUUAACUUUUUUUUGUUAAUCUGUUCUUUGUUGAUUAGUUAUUAUGUCAUGAUAUGCGUAAUUGAUGAGUAAAGGGCCUUCCUCAUUUUAUACAGCUUUUACUGAAAAAGAUUACUUGUUUUUCCUCUUUUCCUUUUUAGGACCACUGGAUUAUUUCAAACUGUUCAGUUAAAAAUGUUAGGAAUGAAGUAAAAUCACUUUGGUGCAUCACAAAUACUUUGUUGUUGCUUUCUUCUGCAAGAUAGUGGGAUCUUGAUGAACUGAAUGAAUCCAUACGUUGUCUUUGCUGAAUUUCCUCUACUCUAUUUCCUCGAAAUACACCAACAUUAAGUAAUAGUCAUUGAUCAUUCAGGUUAAUUUCGAUUUUUAGCUUUAGUCAUAACUGGUGGUUAACUGCUGAUAUCGAGUGUGUUAUGUUUGAAUCAUUUAUUGGACUAUCUGAAAUGGAAUCCGCAGUCUGAAUACACAAUUAAAAUUGAGAACUGCAAAGGGCCAUUUAAGGGCCAUUUGCAAAGGAUGGCCCUUAAGGGUUAUGGGUUUAAAUAUACUAACCCUAAUUCUAUUUACUUAGUAGUAAAUCCAAAGAAAAUUGACAAAGACAAUACUGUGUGAAGUGCAUUGCAAACUACACUAAUACAUCUAUGCAAAUGUUCAACAUGAACAGAGUCUUAUUUGGUUUGUAAAUGUAAGUGUAGAACAUGUAGAUCUGUAAAUGUAGAACACGUCUGCUUCUUCAGUCGCUCAUUCUGCGGUUGCUAAUAUAGCUGAUGAAGGUUACACAUCGGCUUUAUCAUUUUGUGACACCUCUGUCCGAAAGACGACAUACACAUAUAUACCUUCAGGGGGCAGUAUACACCAAAACUCAAGAUAGUUGGCCUACCACAACGUCACACUUAUCAGUACAUACACAUAGUUGUAAUAUAAAAAAAAAUACAGUAGCAUAUUUCACAAACAGCAUUUGAGUUUUUGGAAUACCAUCUUUUAAAAGACAACACCACUGCAGCACUUCAAAUUGUAACAUGAAAUUUUGACCUAAUGUUGGCCUAUUACACUUCGUAGGCCUAUUUGUUACGAGGAGGGAUGUGUAGACAGGGAACGAAAUUGUUAACUAGCUUCUUUACCUUACAUCUUAUCAGAUGUAAUUAAGCAGCCCGUCAAGUAACAUGUUAGUAGAAAAACCCUCCACACCAUUCUUGGGUU
Molecule: messenger RNA, 2519 nt
Organism: Gadus chalcogrammus (walleye pollock)
Lineage: Eukaryota; Metazoa; Chordata; Actinopteri; Gadiformes; Gadidae
Gene: rad23b
Product: RAD23 homolog B, nucleotide excision repair protein
Exons: 10
Coding region: 166-1311 (381 amino acids)
Biological process (GO): nucleotide-excision repair; proteasome-mediated ubiquitin-dependent protein catabolic process
Cellular component (GO): cytosol; nucleoplasm
Molecular function (GO): damaged DNA binding; ubiquitin binding; proteasome binding
Source: RefSeq, a predicted model, not a curated record